AUGAACUCAGGUCCCCCCAAGUCCUAUAAAUUCAUCAAAAAACCCAAAGAGCUAGCUGAUCUCUUUCCUGAAAAUGGGUUAGGAAAUCAAAAUAUAGAGUUUGUUUCUGUACUCACUGGAAUCGAUUUUGAUCCUGCUUCCAGAUGUCUGCUGCAUUUCAAAAACUUCGAUAGUGGGGAUAAAGCCGAAGUCGACUAUACUUGCAGAAUCACUUGUAGUACAGCACAAACUUUGACAUUGACCAAAAUGAUGCUGUCAUUGUUUUCACAACACUUUGACUUUGACUUCCCAGAGCUGGACGAGGGAAGACAGCUGGUAGUAGAAGACGUGCAUCUCGAAAAAUUAUGUUUUGUGGAUUGCAAGGGAACAUUUGUCAGUAGUGGUGAUAGAGGUGGUAUUUUUCUGCAGGGUCUUCGCCCGAUAGAACUCAGCGGCUCGCUUUUUGGUGCUCAGGAGAAGGAGCAGAAGACAGACAUAUUUGAAACGACCAAAGCUAUAUUCGAUAACCUCGUAAGGCUCAAUUACAAUUCCAAAGCACAAUUUAAGUUUGUUAAGCUGCUCAAUCUAAGCAACGAAAUGCGUGAAUAUUCUCAAUCACGGCAGGAAGCCUUCCAACUGCAAAACGAGAGAAAUCCUAUAUUUGGAGCUUCUCGCUUCCAUCGUGAUACAGAUUCUUUGAACGACUUUGACUCACAGAUUCCAGACACAGAUCCCGAGUUCAGCUUACCAGCUUACUUAAAUCCAUUGCUCACAAGACACCAAGACAAUUCUUUUGGUGAAGAUCCAGGUAUUGAUGAAAGCAGCUCACGGACAAAUACUGCAGUCAGUGGACUUGCCCCAAAAGAAACGGAUGUGGCUCGACCAAUUGCAAAGAAUCCAGUGAGUAUUACUGACCCCUAUGGGCACUUAGCUUGCACUUCUGACAAAAGAGGCAAAAUUGCUGUCAAGGAGGAGCUGGACCUUCCGGAAACCUCUGAUGAUUCACUAGUUGAAGAUGUAUCAAUCGAUACGCAGCCUGCUUCUAGGAGACGUUUUUCGGAUACCAAUGAGCUCCUGUCUGCUACGAAAAGGUCACGAACCCUGGAAGCUCGGGAUGAUUACCGAGGAGACAUCACCAACUUGAUAUCAAAUGCUUCCUCAGAUGAAAUCAUUGUUUUUGAGGGAACUAUUGCGGGCGCUCGUAUUGAUCCUGUUUCCCCCAGUUCUUGUGUGGCCGUCUACUGUCAGUCCGAUAAAUCGCGAUUACAAGCAAACCAAGAGCCUCUCAGCUUAAAUGAUAACUGCGUGGAGGUUAUGGCAUAUGUCACCGACAACAUCAAAUACAACUCUGCCCUUUUAGAAGCUGAAAGCUCGGAUGAGCUGUUGAGUGCCAUUCGACUCUACACAGAAAACAAAAGAGCAAAGAUCACCGCAAAGAAAGUGCCUGUAUUAUUAACAAAUGGGCUUUUCACAUUCUCCUUGACUUUGAGAUCUUUGCAAGUAGAAAAUUACCCCAUUGUUAACACAUCGCCGACGCUUACUCCGCGAUCAAGCCAAGUGGUCAUGUCCAGUUGUGAGUCUUCCCAAGAGUCUUCUGAUCCGCUCAAGACUUUUUCCGAGAUUUCGGUUAGUGGAGCUCGUCAAGAGUUCAUGAGAACAUUCGGCCUCCUCGUCAGCGCGAAAAAGUUUGGGCAAAAGGUUACUAAGUUUGUCUUCACGGACUUUACCACGCAUCCCCUCAACAAACUAUCAGCCUUUGACAGUUUUCUGGGUUCCUACACACACCGUCUGCCGCAAGACAUGGCGUUCCCUUUCGUGAUAUACAAAGACCAUUACAGUGAAUUUGUGCAAGAGCUCAAACGGAAAACUGGCACCUCAUUUACAGAAUAUUUUAACGGCAGUGACAACAAUCUCACUCACCAUGGCAUUGUGUGCCGUCUAGAGUUAAAAGUGAAAAUGUAUUCCGGAAGUGUCGAUGGGAUCAUUAGAACUUGCGAGCCUAUCAUCAGCGGCGACCAGUGCGUCAGACCCGAUGAACACAAGUUUCUUCGCGAAUUUUACGCUAGGUGCGUUACCAAUAUUCCUCAAGUUCUUCUCACAGACAAUUUCGCCAAUUACAAGCGGUUUUUCCCCUUCACCAUGUUCCAGACGCUGGUCGUUCUGAAAGAUCAGGCACACCAAGACACCUCGAGUGUGCUGUCAACACCGCAGCUGUCAGAGGCGCCUGCUGCAGUUCCUCAUAAAGCCUCACCCAAAUUGGAUUUUGAUCUUGAGAACUUUGAAGUAGUGUGUGACAUGGGGCUGACGGCUUUACCUUCCCUCCGUAAGCUCAACAGUUCUGUUAUCUUCGAGAUCAAGGCCAAAGUUGCUGCCAUCUUUCAUAGCACCAAAGUUCUGGUAUUUGUUUUAUCUGAUGAUCAUGCUUCUCAAGAUAUGCUGGACCCGAAACGACUACUGCGGAUAGAGAUACCUGGGGCCGAUAACGUCGCUAACUUUUAUGGAAGCCGAGAUGCACGCAUGGUCUCCGAAAAAACUAUGGAAAAGGAUCUGGUUGGCCAAAUUUUGACCUUUCGACUUUGUGCCUUCAACAUACCUGUGAGCCCAUAUCAAGACCUACGGAUAUGGUGUCCCUUGGAGUGCACCAUUCAAGAAUUGAACGCCGAGGUCACAUCUUGUUCCUCAGCUGUCAAACAAGAAACUGCGUAG
This is a messenger RNA of Lachancea dasiensis, 2685 nucleotides long. NCBI's taxonomy places the organism in Eukaryota, Fungi, Ascomycota, Saccharomycetes, Saccharomycetales, Saccharomycetaceae. The record is from the annotation of a GenBank genome assembly.